AUGCGGUCCAAGAAACGCGACUCAGAUGCCUCAACGCUCGGGGAGGUAUUGAGUUCCAGUGGACUUAGCCAGUUGCCCAUGCUGCGCCUCCCACCUAAGCUGCGGUACAAUUUGCUCUGCCUGAUGGGCGAGUUCGUAGGGACGUUCCUGUUUCUCCUCUUUUCCUUUGCAGGUACACAGGUUUCCAAUACUCCCAAGCCGCCACCUGGCUCCCCGCCGAAUACUUCUAAUUUGCUGUAUGCGUCGCUUUCUUUUGGUUUCGCUUUGACGGUGAACGUCUGGGCGUUCUACCGAGUCACGGGCGGUCUCUUCAACCCGGCUGUUACUCUUGCUCUCUGCUUGACUGGUGGCAUGCCCCCUUCCCGGGGGCUGUGUGUAUUCCCGGCGCAACUGGUCGCCGGAAUUGCUGCAGCGGGGGUGACGAGUGCCAUGUUCCCAGGUCCUCUAAACUGCGAGACCAGACUCGGCGGUGGCACAUCAAUUUCACAAGGACUCUUCAUUGAGAUGUUUUUGACGGCCCAGCUGGUGUUUGUCAUCAUCAUGUUGGCAGUGGUGAAGCACAAGUCCACCUAUUUAGCUCCGGUGGGGAUUGGCCUGGCGUUCUUCGUUGCAGAACUGAUUGGUGAUUACUAUACUGGAGGAUCUCUCAACCCUGCUCGCUCCCUCGGACCGGAUGUGAUCAACCGCUCAUUUCCAGGAUACCAUUGGAUCUAUUGGAUCGGUCCUCUGCUCGGGUCCCUUCUUGCCUCUGGGUUCUAUAAACUACUCUGUUUUGCGCGCUGGGAGAGGAUCAACCCUGGCCAGGAUUACAACGAGGAAGAGGUAGCCAGAAAGGAGUCAUUGAUUGGUUCGGAGAAUACCCUCACCGCCAAUGUCCCUGAAUCCUCAUCCCCUAGAAGAGAAAUUCCAUUCGAUGAGCAUGUUUAA
Molecule: messenger RNA, 927 nt
Organism: Penicillium robsamsonii
Lineage: Eukaryota; Fungi; Ascomycota; Eurotiomycetes; Eurotiales; Aspergillaceae
Exons: 3
Coding region: 1-927 (308 amino acids)
Biological process (GO): transmembrane transport
Cellular component (GO): plasma membrane
Molecular function (GO): water channel activity
Source: RefSeq, a predicted model, not a curated record